AUGCGUGGAUUCCUGGCUUUAGUGGGCCUCUUGGCCGCUACUACCGCGGCAGAGAACUCAAUCUGCGCUGAUGGCCUAUACAUGAUUGCUGCCAGAGGUUCUACUGAGCCCGCGGAGGCUAGGAAGGGGUAUUUUCCCGCAAACUCAGGGUCCGCUGGGUAUGUGGCACAGCUUAUUGCAGAUAAGAUCUCAGGCUCCAAGAUCGCGGGCGUGAAGUACCCUGCAACGCUGAAAAAUCCUCCCUACGUGCAGUCAGAGGAUGAUGGGGCAGCUACUAUGCUGCAGAUGGCAAAGGAGUACCACACAUCAUGCCCAAAUUCAAAAAUGGCCCUCAUAGGCUACUCUCAAGGUGCACAAGUAGUCUCUGACGUCCUUUGCGGCGGCGCUGGUGGCAUGUUCAACAACGAUCCACCAUUGUCACCAGCCAUAGUCAAAGAGAAUAUUGUUGCGGCAGUCCUGUUUGGGGAUCCAACACACAUCGCCAACACAUCAUACGAUCGCGGCACAAGCAUCCACAACGGAAUGUUCCCACGAAAGAACACCACCGUGUGCCAGCAGUAUGAUAACAUCGUGGCUUCCUGGUGCGACAAGGGUGACAAGUACUGCGACUCUGGAAAAGGUAAAAAAGGCCUACUAAUCCAUGAAUCCUACCUCGGGAUAUACAACAGCACCAUGGUAGACUACGUGGUUGAAAAAUGGAAGAACGCGACCACCACAGGCACGUCAACAGGGUCACCCACGAGCUCAACCACCAGCAGUCCAUCUCCAUCGACUGGCAUGGCAUCCGGGUUGACUUCAGAUCAGAGUUUUUUCCUGGCAUGGCCUCUGUUGUUGCUAUGUUGUGGACUCCUAUUUUAG
Messenger RNA from Penicillium riverlandense, 858 nucleotides. RefSeq lists its product as uncharacterized. The record is from RefSeq and is a predicted model, not a curated record. The transcript is spliced from 4 exons. Gene Ontology annotation, molecular function: hydrolase activity. NCBI's taxonomy places the organism in Eukaryota, Fungi, Ascomycota, Eurotiomycetes, Eurotiales, Aspergillaceae. The coding region runs from base 1 to 858 and encodes 285 amino acids.